Messenger RNA from Trichomonas vaginalis G3, 942 nucleotides. Its product is annotated as attachment subunit-related family. The record is from RefSeq and is a predicted model, not a curated record. The transcript has a single exon. NCBI's taxonomy places the organism in Eukaryota, Parabasalia, Trichomonadida, Trichomonadidae.
UUGUCCAACAAUUUGAGUUCUUCUUCUUCUCAAAACACAACAGAAACAUCUGAAACAGAUUUACAACCAGCACCAGAACAAGUUUCACAUAGUUCUACAAGUAUGUUAACAAGAGCACAAUUUCAAGAUUUAAUUUCUCUUGAACAAUAUUCGAGUAACGAAACACAAAGCGACGACUGUAACCUCUCGCUACCCGAAUCCAUUCAAAGAAAAUACGCCAUGAAAAGACUGAAAUUGUUGUAUAAACUUCUUAACAAUUGGGGAGUCGAAGACAACUCAGAUUAUAGUGAAAUGUUUAACAAAGUCAUAGAAUCUGUUAAACCAAUUGAAAACGACAUAAAAAAUCCCGGUGUUCUUGUAGACCUUUUCGCCUCAAAAUUACCAGUUACAACCAAUCUAAUAGCAACACAAGCUAUAGAGCAAUUUAUUUUAUGUUUUCCCAAGCAAUAUAGACAACACCUGAGGGAAACAAGAAUAGGAAAAUUUCAAUUGGUGUAUCCUACAACAUACAACUAUUACGAAGAAGCAAAUGAAUAUGGAGAACUCUCAUUCCAUUUCACACUUUCAGUUCCUGAGGGAGAAGAAAAAGCAAUCUAUCAUGUACAAUCUCUUGCAGGAUGUGAAGGAAAACCUCACAUCAUAACUACUGUUGCAAUUGACAAACCUGCAAGAGUCGAAGACGAUGUUUUGUUCGCGUCCAUUGCUGGUUUUGGCAUGGGAGAACCAAUUCCAAUUUCCCAUUUCACAGAAUACUCAGCACAACAUUUUCAAAAUGUAGAAUUCGUGUUCUACGACCAUCAAAAGUUCCUGCUAACAAAACCAAAGAAACAAUUUGUCUCAAUAUUUGUUGCUGGUCAUGUGGCUGACAAAGAGCCAUCAGAUACUGACUAUGAAGAAGAGGAGGAAGAAGAAAACGAUAGCGAUGUCGUUCUUAUCGAAUAA